CCCCCGAUCCUGCCACCGCCAUGGCGCUCAUCGAGGGCGUCGGCGAUGAGGUGACGGUGCUGUUCGCGCUGCUGCUGGCGGCCGCCGUGCUGGGGCUCGCCUGGGCCUCGACGCGCGCCCCCGAGCCCGCGGCGCCGCCGACUGAGGCUGCCCCGAGCACGGCCCCCGCCGAGCGCAAGGCCCCGACCCCGGCCCCGGCCCCGGCGCCGGCCGAGGGAGCGGCGGCCUCCGAUGAGGCGGCAGGGCCGCGGCACCGGAAUCCUCCCGCGGCCACCCCCGAGGGCCCCGCCGAGCCCACGCUGGUGCUACGGCUCAAGUUCCUGAACGACACGGAGCGCCUGGCGCGGGUGCGCCCCGGGGACACCGUCGGUGCUCUCAAGAGGACCUACUUCCCCGGGCAGGAGCAGCAGGUGCGGUUGAUCUACCAGGGGCAGCUGCUGCGUGAUGAUGCCCAGAGCCUGGCAGGGCUGCACCUGGGCCACCUGAGCGUCCUCCACUGCCACCUGUCCCCGCCCAACACGGCCCCCACGGCCCCCGGCACCCCCGGUCCCCGCAGCCCCGCACCCGCCGCGCUGGGCGUGGGCAGCCUGGCACUCCCGCUCUUCGUGCUGCUGCUGGCCCUGCUCUGGUACCUGCAGCUGCAGCACCGUCACGUCUUCACCGCCACCGCCACCACCUGCUUGGCUGGCCUCACCCUGCUCGUCACCUUCGUGGCCUUCGCCAUGUACCGCAGAUAGCGCGGCCCGGAGCGGCACCUGGGACACGGGGGACCGAGAGCCACGCCUGGGACACUUAGAGCCUCCCAAGCCACCUGGGACACGGAGGGCGCUGCUUUCAGCCCACUCAGCAUAUCGGGGGCACAUGGGGCCUGCCCUCUGCACGGGAGGCUGGGCCCUGGUCUGUGCCCCCCAGGAGUCCCGGGCAGGCGCCCGCCCACGCCCUGCCUGCACACAGGAGCUGUUGCAGGAGUGGGGGCUCAGCUACCUCGGGGGGGUGCUGGUGCCCCCCGUCCCUGCAUGGAGCAUUCCCCCAGCCACUCCGCGUGCAGAAGCUCCUCGGGUACGGUCCUGCCCGGGGAGGUGUCCGUGCCUGUGGAGCCUCCUGCCGUGAAAAUACGUCCGGGCGCCUCCCGGGGUACUGCUCCCAGGGGUCCCAGUGCCUGGGGAGGGACAUGAGCCCCGGGGUGUCGAGGGUCCCGGUGCCGGCGGGAUGCGCUUUUGAGGUCCCUGCGCCGGGGGAGGAUUUGUGCCCCCAGGCGGUCCCGGUGUCGGGGGUGGCUGCACUCCCCGCUGUCCCGGGGGUUCCGAUGCUGUGUUGGGGGGCCCAGCCCCCCACCGCCGUUCCGAUUAAAGCGGAAAGACUGUG
This is a messenger RNA of Hirundo rustica (Barn swallow), 1365 nucleotides long. It is a transcript of the gene TMUB1, whose product is annotated as transmembrane and ubiquitin like domain containing 1. Bases 21 to 737 code for a protein of 238 amino acids. The transcript is spliced from 2 exons. Gene Ontology annotation, molecular function: protein binding. The record is from RefSeq and is a predicted model, not a curated record. NCBI's taxonomy places the organism in Eukaryota, Metazoa, Chordata, Aves, Passeriformes, Hirundinidae.